Brettanomyces bruxellensis is the source of this 1023-nucleotide messenger RNA. RefSeq lists its product as uncharacterized. The coding region runs from base 1 to 1023 and encodes 340 amino acids. Gene Ontology annotation, molecular function: phosphatase activity. Gene Ontology annotation, cellular component: cytoplasm. Lineage: Eukaryota; Fungi; Ascomycota; Pichiomycetes; Pichiales; Pichiaceae. The record is from RefSeq and is a predicted model, not a curated record. The transcript has a single exon.
AUGACUAAACUUAUCUCCGUUAAUGAGUGCGAUGUCCAGGAUGCACAUUCAAACUUGGACCAGAUUGAACUAUAUUCUACGAAAAGAGCAAAACUAGACAAUGAGAGAAACCCGAAAACAGGAAAGUUGACAAGACCAUGGCACUUUGAAGUUGUCCCUGGAUUUUUCAAGCAGGACGAUGAGGAAACAGAUGAUGCUACCUUUGAUUUUAUAGAUGAGCAUUUUGGAUUGAAGUUGGAAUCCUGGAAAGAUGUGAUAGAGAAGGUCAAAGAGCUGAAUGCCAAUGCAAAGAAAAACGAGGAGUACAAGCUCAUCUUCUUUGCAAGGCAUGGACAGGGCUUUCAUAACAUGGGUGUUGAACUUGUGGGGUUGAAAGACUGGGACAAUUACUGGUCAAAAAAAUGUGGAAUGACACUUGAAGAUGGUACCAAAUUUACAUGGGGACCGGAUCCAAAGCUUUCGCCCUUGGGAAGAAAGCAGGUUUCAGCUGUUCAUGAGGCUGUUGAGGCAGAAAUCAAAAGAGGUAUGCCUCUUCCAACCAAAUUUUUUAGCUCUCCAUUUACAAGAUCUGCCAGCACUCUGGUGAUAACAUGGAAGGAUCUUUUGAUCUGUAAGGACGGUGAUAAAGAAGCAGAAAGCAAGUUACUUGGCGAGAGAAUGCACCCAUUGGUGAAAGAAGACUUGAGAGAAACUAUCGGUCUUCAUAUGUGUGAUAAGCGUGCAAAGAAGUCCGAUUUCUUGAAGGUCUUUAAGCAGUGGGGAUUUACAGUGGAAGAUGGAUUCCCAGAAGAGGAUAUUUAUCACAAGGAUGAGUGGAGAGAGCCGUUAUCUGAACAGAGUUUGAGAGCCGACAACUUCUUACAAUUUCUGUAUGAGAACUACCCGAAUGACAGCACUGUGUACACGGCAUCGCAUGCAGGCGAAAUUAGAGCAUUCAUUACCGCUUUGGGACAUAGACAGUUCACCAUUCCUACCGCUGGACUGAUUCCAAUAGUUGUGAAGGGUACUAGAGCCGAGGACUAA